GGUCCCGCCUCUCUGUCUUCUCGGGUUCUGCGCUGCGAGCUGCGGGUCGACUGGCGGAGUUACGCGCUAGAGCCCAACAUGGACGGUCGCGGCUACGGAUCAGGAUCAGGGUUCUCCAGCUGGGGUGGAGGAGGAUCUUCCAACAGAGGUUCAGGCAACUAUGACCUGUAUGGCUACAAAGACUCCAUGUCUGGAGGAGGUGGUUUUGGAGGUUAUGGGGGCAGAGGGGACCAGAUGAAGAGGAGUCUGUCCGGGGGUUCUCUUCUCUCCUCCACUGGAACGAAUGCAGACGCUGUAAUUGCCAAAAUCAACCAGCGACUUGACAUGCUUACACAACUGGAGGGAGGCAUGAAAGGAGGGAGUCGUGGUGACCGGUUUGACCAGUAUGAGUCUUUCGACUCGCGCUCCUCCGCCCUCGGCCCCCGUGAUCUCUACAGAUCCGGUGACUAUGGUUACGGUGACUCCCGGGGCGACAUGAUGGCCCAGCGUGGAGGCAUGGGCUUCGGGGCGAUGGGCGGGGCAGGAGGGGGUGGCGGCUUUGACAGCUCAGCCUCCUACGGAUCCGCCAAAAUGCGGCAGGCUCGAGACGCCUUCUCAGGCUCUGGCUGGGGGGCAGGGCAGAGGUCCCCACGCAGGGGCGGAGCGCCAGGGGGGCGCGGCUUUGGCCGUAGGCAAGAUCACUCCUCAGUUGGGGGUGGAGGUGGGCGGAGCGGGGGGCAAGGCCACUCCCCCUCAGGGCGAGGCAAGCUGCCGUCGCUCCUGGCCCCCCGCAUGUACCCCGACAGUGGGGCCUACCAGCCUCAGCAUGGCUCCCAGGACUAUCCUGUCCGGCACUUUGGAGGGGGCCCAAGGGUCAACCGUCAACGCACCCGCAAGAGACCCCUCAACCGACAGCAGGUGAAACCCCAGCGAGAUGGACAGAAGAAGAGGAAGCAGACUCUGACUGCGUCUGAUGAGCCAGAGUCUAAAAUAGGCAAGACUGAGACCUUCGGAGAUGAAAAGACAAAUAAUGCAGAAGCUGAGCAUAAAGGCGAGAAGAAGGAAGCUGGGACUCCUCAGGAAUCUGAACCAGUGGCUGAAGGAGCGAGUGGGGAUGCACCUGUCAAGGAGGAAAACUCUCAGCUGAAGACGAAGCAGCCGGGAAAGCAGACCCCGCCCUCUGCUUCCAAACUCAGAAAGAGGCGGGGCUUCUUUGAAAGGUCAGGGGUCAAGGUCACUGCUCAAAGGUUGACCUUUGCGUGCUCCAUCUGCAAGUUCCGCUCGUUCUACAGCGAGGAGAUGGCGGUCCAUCUGGAGAGCAAAUUCCACAAAGAUCACUUCAGGUUCCUGUCCAACCAGCUCUCAAAACCAACCACUGACUUCCUACAGGAGUACCUGAAUAAUAAAUACAAGAAGACGGAGCAGAGGGUUAAUCAGAUGGAGAACCACAGCGCCGCCAUCUGCCAGGUGUAUAAAGAGCAAGACUUGACCAGAGACAUCGGUAUGGAGCACUUUAUGAAGAAAGUAGAAGCAGCUCACUGUGCAGCGUGUGAUCUGUACAUCCCCAUGCAGUACUCACUCAUCCAGAAGCACCUCAAGUCUCCUGAUCACAACUACAACCGCAAGGGUAUGAUGGAGCAGUCCAAGAGGUCCAGUCUGUCUGUGGCUCGAAGCAUCCUCAACCACAAGGUCAUCGGCAAGAAGCUGGAGAGCUACCUGAAGGGCGAAAACCCCUUCACCGGUAACCAGGACGACCAGGACCCCGAGGACUCCAUGGUGAUGGAGGUUUCAGAAGGAGACAUGGCAAAUGAGAGCCUGAAGGAGGGGGGUAAAGCAGAAGAGGCGGGGCCUGGGACAGAGGGGGUGGAGCCAGCCCAAGAGGCCGUGGGGAACGGGGAUGGACACAAAGAGGAGAUGAAGAUAGAGGAAGGGGAAGGUAGAGAAGAUAUUGGAGGAGAGGAUGAGGAGGAGGGAGUGGAAGUGGGGGAGGAGGAGCUGAAGGCUGAAGGAGACGCUGAAGGAGACGCUGAAGGAGACGCUGAAGGAGACGCUGAAGGAGACGCUGAAGGAGACGCUGAAGGAGACGCUCAGCUGGGGGCAGCAGGAGACGCUGACCUCAUCGUGAUCGAGUGAAACCCCUUUAUUUACAGACGCUGUGGCUCAGAUGGGAUCAGGACCAGCAGGGAGAGAACCUGCACUGCAGUGAGAGUCUGAGACGCAGACAGACUGUGAUGUUUCUCGUUAGAGGAGCUUUUAGAACAUUUUAAUGAGAUUUUCAGUCUGUUUUACAUGUUUUUGCUUAGUUUAGAUGAGUUUAAGUUCACGGGCAGAUAAAUCACACGUGUUGUAUGUAAAAAUGCUGGAAAGACAAAAUGAUCUGCCAGCAUCGCUGAAAGAUCUCAGGAUGGAUAAUCUUUCAGUUAUGAAUCCUAAAACAGUCAGAAGAUGAGAAAUAUUAAUGUUUCCUAUGUUCUAAGACGUCCCACUCGCCAGCAGACGCAGUUUUUGAGUUCUCCACACUGAUCUGAGAUCAUUAUGACCUGAUUUUCUUACGUUACGUCACUUUUUCCUUGCCUGGGACUUUAAGGGUGGACGAUACACUUUACAAUGUUCUGUUUUUCUGAGUUCUUUUAAGGUGGAACCGGCAAAAUCCUAUAAACCCGCAGCCAACUGUCCGUUUCUUAAAGCUAUAGGCUACAGUCUUUAAAAUACAUGGCACAUCAAGGGUUCUUCAGUAAAGAAAAUGGUUCUAUAUAGAACAGUGAACACUCAAAGAACCCUUUGCAUGAUUAAAUGGUUCUUCACAUGGUGAAAUGGUUCUGCAGAGCUGGAGAAUUUGUGUAGGGUUCUAUAUAGCAACAGAAAGGGUUCUGCUAUUGUAAUGUCAGUCUUGUAACAGUAGAAGAACCGUUCUGUUAGUGCUAUGUGGAACGCUUUUCAAAAAGCCUCUAUAUACAACCAUUUACAACGUUCAGGCAGUCUGUAGAACCCUUGCACGAUGCGAAGAACCCUUCGCGUGAUUUAAAUGGUUCUUUGCAUCAUGAAAGGUUUCUUCAGAUUGAUGGAAAGUGUGUGUGUGUGUGUGUGUGUGUGUGUGUGUGUGUGUGUGUUUUGUGGGGGCAGCACCAAAAAGGCUUCUGCUAUGGUUACAAUAUCAAUCUUGUGGAAAAAAACUGGUGCUGUAUGGAACCCUUUUCAAAAAGGUUCUGUAUAGAACCAGAUAGAACAUUCCCGCGCAGUCUGCUGAACCCUUGCAUGAUGCAGCGAUACCUUUAAUCAUGCAAACGGUUCUUUGAGUGUUUAUGGUUUUGUAUAUAUUUGAGAUGGUUCUUCAAGGGUUCUUUAGUGAGGAAUCUGGAUCCAUAUAGAACCAUGAACAUUCAAAGAACAUUUUGCACAAUUUAGUGGUUCUUUGGUGAAAAAUCGUUCUGCAGAUUAGAGUAUGUUUGUAUAUGGUUCUAUGUAAGCACCAAAAAGGGUUCUGCUGUUAGUGUUAUAACAGUAGAGGAAAAAGUUUUGGUGCUAAAUGGAACCCUUUACAGAAAGGUUCUAUAUAGAAGCAUAAGCAUCAUUCUCAAACUGCAGAACCCCUGCACAACGCAAAGAGCCCUUUAAUCAUGCGAAGGGUUGUUCUAUAUAGAACACCCCAUGAUGAAGAACCCAGAUGGUUCUGAUCUGUGCGGAAGAGUCCGUCUGUAAGAAGCCGGUGACUCGGUACUGAAGCUGAUCCUGGACCAGCUCUCCGUCCCGCUCUCCUCACUCUGGACCGGUCAGAUGAAGCCCUCUCCUCGGUUCCUCACCCACAGAGUCCGCUCUGCUGUGUCUGUCCCCCUCGGAGCUCGUCUGUACAUACAUAGCCUGGUUCUGGUUCCGCCUUCGGUGGAGGAGUUUCUCUGCUCUGCGACCGUUCUGUCUGGACAGGUCACUCGCCUGCCAGUCAGUCUGGGGUGGUUCUUGUGUUCUGUUUGUGUAGAGGUGCUGAUGAACUGUUUCUGCUGAGAUCUGAGAAUAAAUGUUUGUAAAAUCAUGA
This is a messenger RNA of Pygocentrus nattereri (red-bellied piranha), 4009 nucleotides long. RefSeq names its product A kinase (PRKA) anchor protein 8-like (gene akap8l). The transcript has 13 exons. The coding region runs from base 79 to 2112 and encodes 677 amino acids. The record is from RefSeq and is a predicted model, not a curated record. Gene Ontology annotation, cellular component: nucleus. Gene Ontology annotation, molecular function: DNA binding. NCBI's taxonomy places the organism in Eukaryota, Metazoa, Chordata, Actinopteri, Characiformes, Serrasalmidae.